AUAAUGAGUUAUGUGUGCGGUUUAAGAAUUGUGGAGUUUCCUACAGGGCACCCAAGAUUUUGGUUCAGUUUUCUCUAUAUCCUUCUAUUGUGGUUGACUUUCUGUUUCUUCGUUAUAGAUAAAGGGAUGCCUUACAUUCCUGAUUAUUCCGCCGAUUACAGAAUUUACGUUUCGCUGAACAUUUUUAUAGUUCUACUGUCAAUGCUUCUUGGAGUGUACCAUGACAAGGGACACGUGGAUUGUUGGGCACCAGAUAUCAAAUAUAAGUCGAAAUUUGGAGAUCAAGAUCGUAAAAACAAUGUAAUUAUGCGGGAAAACAGAAUUAUGCUGAAGAAAAUUCGUCAAGCGGAAAGUCAAUAUCCUACUCGUGCGUUUUUGAAAGCCUGGAAAAAGAUACAUGAGGCAGUAGAGCACCAUGCAAGAUAUGUUUCAGUGAUUGAGAGACUGUCCGUUGUAUCAGAUAUACGAAGGCAAUUAGCCGAGAAAAGUCAAACGAGAUGUUUCUUCGAUAUUGGACUUAAAGAAGAAAAUCAGAAUUUAGGACGUAUAGUGUUUGAGCUCUACGACGGUAUUGUACCACGUACAUGCGAGAACUUUGCAGCUUUUUGCCGUGGAAUAAAUGGAUUCUCAUAUAAGCACACUCCAUUUCAUCGUAUUGUCUCUGGCUACUGGUGCCAGGGAGGAGAUGUGACAAAGUUUGACGGUACCGGCGGUAUCUCUAUAUAUGGAGACUCAUUCGAUAAGGAAAAUUCCAAUCUACGUCAUGCAGAACCUGGCGUAUUGUCCAUGUGUAAUAAUGAUGAUGGCAGGAACGACUCUAAGUUUAAUCUUACGUUUAAGUGCUUGAAAACCAUGGAUGGAGAUCGAGCCGUUUUCGGCCGGAUAAUAAGCGGACUGAGAAAUAUUUACAAGGUAAUACUGGACAUUUCCUUUGUUGGUAAUCCAGAGCUUUGCUCGAAUACACAAUGUUACUAA
Molecule: messenger RNA, 975 nt
Organism: Formica exsecta
Lineage: Eukaryota; Metazoa; Arthropoda; Insecta; Hymenoptera; Formicidae
Product: E3 SUMO-protein ligase RanBP2-like
Exons: 4
Coding region: 4-975 (323 amino acids)
Biological process (GO): protein peptidyl-prolyl isomerization
Molecular function (GO): peptidyl-prolyl cis-trans isomerase activity
Source: RefSeq, a predicted model, not a curated record